CACCAACUUCAUCACAUUGGAUCUCAUUUUUCAUUUUUCAUUUUCUCCGGAUUUACUAAUCGACCACAGCUUCGAAAUCGGUAAUCUGAUCUAUCACUAUGGGUGGUCAUAUUGAUUUGUACCUCGACGUCGCGUCGUUGUACAGCUACAUAGCACUUAUCCAAGCUAUAAAAACUCAAGAUCUCCUAAAACAGCACUCGGUAGAAAUCAACAUCCAUCCGUUCUUCCUAGGCGCCGUAAACGCCAGCUCCGGCAACAAACCCCCCUGGACCCUCCCCGCCAAAGCCGUCUACGGGGUGCACGACAGCCAGCGCUCACUGCGCGCCGUCGGACUGGCCAAUGUCUCGCCGCCGGGGGACCUAAUGCAAGCGGGCCGGACCAUGGUCCCGCUCCGCGCGCUCCUCUACAUCAAGACGCACUGCCCGGCCGCGACGUACCUCGCGACGUGGCGGGCCCUGUUCCACGCGUUCUGGACGCUGCACCGGCCGCCCAUCACGCCCGAGACCUUGGGGCAGACGCUCGCGGGGAUCCCCGCCGGCACCAACGCCGCCGGUUCGUCUCCGCCGGAGGUUUUAGGGCCGGGGGAUGGCGGGGAAAGACUGUUCUCGGCCCCGGAGGUCGCGGGCAUCUUGCAGGCGGAGAAGUCCGCCGAGUACAAGAACGCGCUCCGGGAGACGACGCAGAGAGCGCUGGAUCAGGGCGCGUUCGGCGCCCCGUGGCUGUGGGUUACGAACGCGGCGACGGGGGAGAGCGAGCCUUUCUUCGGUAGCGAUAGGUGGAGUCACGUGUAUGCCUUCCUUGGGCUGCCGUAUCGCGAUGUUGAGUUAUUACCCCCCGGGGCUGCGAGGGGUUCGGAAGCAAAACUCUGAUUUCAGAAUUGAGAUAAGGAGGU
Messenger RNA from Daldinia decipiens, 892 nucleotides. RefSeq names its product thioredoxin-like protein. Gene Ontology annotation, molecular function: glutathione transferase activity; glutathione peroxidase activity. NCBI's taxonomy places the organism in Eukaryota, Fungi, Ascomycota, Sordariomycetes, Xylariales, Hypoxylaceae. Gene Ontology annotation, cellular component: peroxisome; mitochondrion. Gene Ontology annotation, biological process: glutathione metabolic process. The record is from RefSeq and is a predicted model, not a curated record. The transcript is spliced from 3 exons. The coding region runs from base 99 to 869 and encodes 256 amino acids.